This is a messenger RNA of Cutaneotrichosporon cavernicola, 2904 nucleotides long. RefSeq lists its product as uncharacterized. The transcript is spliced from 3 exons. The record is from RefSeq and is a predicted model, not a curated record. Bases 1 to 2904 code for a protein of 967 amino acids. Lineage: Eukaryota; Fungi; Basidiomycota; Tremellomycetes; Trichosporonales; Trichosporonaceae.
AUGGCCGUCCUCAAAAGCUCUCGUGCCCGCCCUAACAAGAAUCAGCGCGGCUGGGGCAACCUACCUCCCCAUCUACUCAACCUCAUUUUCAGCAAUGUCCUUGAUGACUUGACACUGGACAUCUGGCGUCCCUUUCCCGACAGCAGCCACUCUGUUGCGCUCGCUGUUGCUCGCCGCAACUGGCUGUCGGGAAUGCGCGCCACCUCAAGUGGAUGGUACACAGCAGUCAAUUCACAUCCAUUCUGGGCCGAGCUCAUCACCACCAUUCGUACAGACCUCGUCGGCAUCCCACGCGGGCCCACGUUUUACGCCGCACGUGCGAUGACAUCGGAUGUCUGCAUCCCCUGCAGGCUCUCGUUUCCCAUGCGGCCACCGCAGAGUGCAUCGUAUAGUAUGCCCACCGACAGCUUGGGGCGCAUCCCUACGUGUCAACUCCACUGGGCCCAAAUCUGCUCCCAUUGCCUGCGUGUGCAACCCAUGGACGUGCGCACCGAACCCAACUUAUUCCUCCGUCGUCCAGUCAAUGGAGACGUCGACGAGCGCGGUAGGCCCCGCAACAAUCAGGGUCUACUUUGCCGGCCAUGUCGAGAAGUCGCCUUCAAUGCGAUGCUUCGGUGCGGCCUUGAGACCUCUGCCCGGGGGGGUGAAAUUCGCGGGUUUGACAACGCAUGGCAGCAUACCAUCUCCUUCAAGGAGUAUGUCUACCUUGGCCAAGGCCGCUCCGACGAGAUGGCGCUGCAGGCUAUCGAAGACUGGUUCCUGAUGCACCACACCAAUUACUACCAACUACUCACUGAAAUCGGCAACGUUCAAGCAUUACUUCGCAAGUUCAAGAUGCACCUCUUUGAGCAUCAUACGCUCCAACCUCCACCCUACGAGGCAAGUCAAAUCUCGAGGAUUCUCUACAGCAUGUUCGACGAGGACGACCAGAGUGAUUUCGAUCUGGCCCGGUUGUAUCGCCGGUGGUGCCACGAGAUCGACAACAAUGAGUACACAGAGAUUGAGUACCGUCUCGACAUUGAGCGCGUUCGUCUCAACCUGAGCGCCGCAUCGUUGUGGCCCUGGAUCCGCAACAAGGUGGUCCUUCGUACUAUCGACCUCUGGGCCGUGGAACGCUUCAACAAUGGCUACUGGGUCAUGCCGUGGGACGAAAUCGCGCAGAUGCGCGACCCGAACAAGCAGAUCCAUACGCCCCUGUAUGAGAUUGCGUUUCACGGCUCACGUGCUUCUGAAUACGGCAAGGCUUAUGUCGUAGACCGCUGGCGGAAUGGCGGCGGUCGAUUCCGGUUCAACGUCGGUCCGCACGAGCUGCGGGCCCGUGAACAGCGCAACGUGGAUCAAUUCCUCCCUCCCGAGCGCCUGCUUGGAAUGAAAGACCAACGCUUCACAGAGGUGUUGAGUCUACGAUUGGAGGCUGCGUUCGCCGUGAUCAUGAGGUCCUACACUCGCCUUCCCCUCGAAGAGUAUGGCCGCAUUGAAGCGCACCUCGCCACCUUGAAUGUGGAGAACAUCCUUGCGCUGCUCCAGGACCUGUACCCUUGGCAUGAGGCGGAGGAUCCGAGCGGCCGGUGGCCUCUUACUCUCUUUCCUCUGCCUCCAGCGUCCGACGCAACCGUAAUGUCGUCGAUCUCAGAGGAGGAAGACCCUGAGGAGCAAAGCUUUGCGCAGCUUGACAACGAGCUGCAUAGUGUGCAGAUCAAGCGCGACGACAUAGACCAUGACAACGAUGGAGACGACUGCAGUAACGAUUCCAGCGAGCCACGCGAGCCCCGGAUCGAGCUUGUCGCCACGAACGACAAUCAUCCGUCCUCGUAUGGUAUCAUGGACGGCUGGAUCACGACAUCCGACGAACCUGACGAGUUUGAAGAUGCGGAGCAGCACGAAGAUCGCGCGAGCGAACGCAGCGACUGGGACUCGACCGCCGACUCGAGCAGCCCGUCGCCCAAGCUGGGGAAGCGCAAGGCAGCGGACGAUGAGGCGCAGCCCGACGUCGAGCGCGCCCCGCGCAGCAGACUUGGAUCCGGACAAGCAUCGUCGUCUGGCGACUCAGCCAACACUGUGUUAGUCACUCCAGACGAGAGUCCGUCGUUGCUGGCUGAGGAACGCAUCGGAGUCGCUGAGGUGCACGAUGCGGCGUCGGAUACAACGCCUGUCGCGAUGAUGGCGAACAGCGCCACCUCUCCAAGCGCGUCACCAGCCCUCGGCAAGCGCAAGUCGCCUGACGACGACGAUCUGAUCCGUCCGCCACGUCGCGCGGCGUCGAUACCCGCAUCGACUCGCACCGCAGCCAGCGACACGACCGACGAUGACAUGGGAGAGGGACACGUGAAGGCAGACAAAAUCGAGCGCCGCACGCACCCAGUCGUCGAGAUAGAGGAAGGUCACCCCAAACUGGGCUUGACUGUCGAAGAUGGUAUGGGAAUUGGUAAUGCGCCGAUGGACGAGGACACGCAGGAAAGCGAGACGAGGCCCAGCAAGGGCUCAGGCGAACCGCCAUCGAGCUCCUCAAACAGCGAUAGAAGGGAGACUGGCCGGACUCCUUCGCCUGACCCGAAACAGCAGCCUGAUGUCGACCAGGCUGUCGAUCCGACGGCAGUCGCGGACGCGACUUGGGACGGGGCGGCGUCGGAGUACUCGGACCUGAUGUACGACUCGCAGUCGGAGGCGUCCGUCGACUCGGACAGACUGGCUGAAGUGCCGUCCGUCCCGGCAACGUCGGACCUCCUUGGCCCAACCGUGCGCAACCUGAUCUUAAGCUGUUUCUAUGGGUCGCGCGUGAAUCUGCGCGCCUGCUAUUGUUCGAUCUGCGUGCGCUCGAGGAAGGACGCCGCAGAGGCGGAGCGGCGCAGAUACGCGGAGGAGGAUGACAAUGUCAUCGUCGCUACUGUUCUUCGCAUCGCGUAA